Molecule: messenger RNA, 2301 nt
Organism: Microplitis demolitor
Lineage: Eukaryota; Metazoa; Arthropoda; Insecta; Hymenoptera; Braconidae
Product: NT-3 growth factor receptor
Exons: 8
Coding region: 599-2215 (538 amino acids)
Biological process (GO): cellular response to nerve growth factor stimulus; multicellular organism development; positive regulation of kinase activity
Cellular component (GO): axon; signaling receptor complex
Molecular function (GO): ATP binding; neurotrophin receptor activity; transmembrane receptor protein tyrosine kinase activity
Source: RefSeq, a predicted model, not a curated record
AAAAGAAUCUUGUCUGUCAGUAACAUUAAGCGUAGUAAGAUUGCUCAUCGUAUUAUAUGCAGUCUGCAGUUCUUUCGCACCUCUCGUUGUGAUAGUUUCAUUAAUGUUAAAGAUAUAACAUUUUAAUUUGACAUUUAAAUACAACUAGUAUUUUAUUCUCAAGUGUACAAGUUUUUAAAUUUGAAUCUGUGCCGCGAAUUUAAUUAAAUUACACAAAAAAAAAAAUAAAAACAUUUAUGUGAUUGAUGUAAAAAAAUACUAAUUAAUUCCCAGAAGUUAUUAAUAAUAAUUAAAAUAAAUACAUGAUUGAAGUUUUAAUGAUAAAUAUUAUUAUCAAAUUAUAACAAUAAUAAUAUUAAUAAUGAUAUCAGUAACAACAGACUGUAUGAAUGUGAAUAAACCCAGUUAUGUUUACUAGUUAGUGCUGUUUAAAGUUAUAAGUAUUUAAUUAUAAAUAUAUAAUGUAAUUUAUAUAAAUUUAAACCUUUUUUUUCUACCAGUGUUAAAUAAAAAAAAAUCAUGAAUUUAAUAAUCAUUUUUUUUUUUAAAUACAUUUUAUAACUCAGUAUUUAAAUUUAAAAAUGUUUUAAAACUAAUUAUGGAUCGUGAAAUGAUAAAUGGCCGAUAUCUCGUCUCGACAUCUCCAUCAACAAAUUCUGGCUUUGUUGAAUCAAACAAUAGUAAAACAACGGGUGAAUUCUCAGAGAGAUUACAAGAAAUAUCAAAUGUAGAUCGUAAUGAAUCUAGAUUUACUAAUUGUCAAGGAAAAGGAAAUAUUUGUGGGACAGAAGCCGCUUGUCGAAAUUUUCCUAAUAACACAUCGAGAUGCAUUUGUCCGCACGAUUUAUCACCUCCUACUAAUGAUCUUAAAUGUCCAGUUCGUUUAACUGCUCCUUCUAUACCGUUACCUAUUCAUAAUAUUAUUCUACCAACGAGCAAUACAACAAACAGUACAAUAAGUCUUUCUGAAGCUGAACAGGUCAAUGAGAGGAGUCCAGAUAAAAUACCUGAAGUUAUUGGUGCAACUAUUGCUUCCGUUAUUACAAUAAUUAUACUUGGUAUAAUUAUUUUUAUUUGUAGAAAAAAAUGUUAUAAUAAAAAAAUCGACCGUACAACAUUGGACUUGUCACCAAUGAAUUUAAAGAAAAGUAUUCUUGUCGCUAAUAAAUAUACACCAAAUCCUCAAUAUUUUAAUUGUGCACCUCCUGAAGUACCAAUUUUACGACGUGGAGAUGUAACUUUUUUUUUUGAAAUUGGACAGGGCUGUUUUGGUAAAGUUUAUAAAGGUGAACUUAGUCAUGGAGAUACUAAAGAAACAAUUGCAGUAAAAGUGUUAAAAGACUCAGCAUCUCGAGAGGCCGAAGAAGAUUUUCUGAGAGAAGUAGAAAUAAUGUCGACAUUUCGUCAUCAAAAUAUUUUGUCCCUAAUAGGAGUAGUCCUACGAGACGCGGGUAAUAACCCUUGGAUGGUUUUUGAAUAUAUGCCUCACGGUGACCUCGCUGAAGUUUUAAGAGCAAACUCACGGCAAUUAAGAAGUUCUAUACCGGGACUCGAGCCAUUGACCAAGAAAGAUUUACAUCAAAUAACAAUACAAAUUGCUUCUGGUAUGACUUACUUAUCUGCUCAAAGAUUUGUUCAUCGUGAUUUGGCUUGUCGUAAUUGUCUGGUUGGAAAAGAUCUAGUCGUUAAAAUAUCAGACUUUGGGAUGUCACGUGAUGUUUAUACAUGUGAUUAUUACAAAAUUGGAGGUUCAAGAUUGCUUCCAGUUCGAUGGAUGUCACCGGAAAGUGUUAUAUACGGUCGUUUUACCCUUGAAAGUGACGUUUGGAGUUUUGGUGUAGUUUUAUGGGAAGUAUAUUCCUACGGGAAACAACCUUACUACGGUUACAAUAACGAGGAAGUUCUGAAACUUAUUCUCCAAGGAAUAAUGCUUACUCCACCGGAAGAUUGUCCAGAAUUCGUUGCCGAUAUAAUGAGACAAUGUUGGAAAUUAGAACCGCGUGAUCGUUUCCGCUUUUCGGAAAUUUUCGAAGAACUUCAGAAAGCUCAUCAAACUAUUGAAAAGAUUAAUGAAAAAGGCAGUUUACCCCGGCCACCCCAAGGGCCGAUAACAAUAAAGUCACCUAAUGCUCUUGAUUCGGAAGGAUAUCUUGUUCCGGCACCGGCGACACCUCGAGAAUAUCUUCAACCACUUCCUCCACUUUACUCUCUAUAAUUUAAUAUUAAACCAUAAUCUAUCAUAUUAUUUUAUCAUUCAUUACAUCACUUCAUUAAAUAAUUAGCUCGUUAAUUUUAUUGUUA